Molecule: messenger RNA, 898 nt
Organism: Leptopilina heterotoma
Lineage: Eukaryota; Metazoa; Arthropoda; Insecta; Hymenoptera; Figitidae
Product: trypsin-like
Exons: 6
Coding region: 124-816 (230 amino acids)
Biological process (GO): proteolysis
Molecular function (GO): serine-type endopeptidase activity
Source: RefSeq, a predicted model, not a curated record
GAAUUCUUUUUUAGAAAAAUAUGUUAUUCGCUAAUUUUCAUUUUUGCAUUAAACAACCAAGUGAUUUGGUCGCAAAAUAGAAUAAUUGGUGGAGAUGAAAUUGAAAUAACACAAGCACCAUAUAUGCUAUUUUUUAUACUACCAACAACAAAUCCAAAUAAGACCAAUGCUUGUGGUGCCGGAAUUAUUAGCAAUGAAUGGGCACUUACUGCUGCACAUUGUUUUUUAAAUCCUGAUCUUGAUGCAAAUAAUAUGCGAGUCAUUGCUGGCACUUCUAAUCUCAGAAAUAGAACAAUAACGGCAAAAAGAUAUAACGUGACUAAAUAUAUUCAGCAUGAGAAAUUUAUUGGUCUAAGUUCUAAAAAAUCUACAGAAAAUGAUAUUGCGGUGAUCAAAAUUAGUCCGCCAUUAGAGUUUAAUAAGGCAAUAAGACCCUUAAAGUUACCUGAGAAGGGAAAACCUCUUAAAAUCGAUUAUGUCACUAUUGCCGGUUGGGGAAAAACAGACGUACAAGGAAAUGGAUCCUUAAUAUUACGUCAGGUUCGAUUGCCGAGAAUGGGGACUUUAAAAUGUAUAAUACUUUAUGGUUUACGAGGUGUACAAAUUCAUAAAGACGAACUUUGUUACGGAUUUCAUAAUAAAACCGUAACUAAAGACAAAUGCCAAGGUGACUCUGGUGGUCCAUUAGUUAAUAAAGAUGGAAUUGUGGUUGCAAUAGUUUCGAAAGGUGCAGCUUGUGGAACACUGGGACUUCCUGGAAUUGAUACAAAUGUUUUAUAUCAUCGCGAUUGGAUCAAAAAGAAAACCGGAGUUUAAAAUUGAAAUAUAUAUAUAUGUAGACGUCCACAUAAAAAGGGCCCAUAUUGUCGGUUCUUGUUUUCGAGAUAAUCGCAAUUUA